This is a messenger RNA of Perkinsus marinus ATCC 50983, 199 nucleotides long. RefSeq lists its product as hypothetical. The record is from RefSeq and is a predicted model, not a curated record. The annotation marks the transcript as partial. The transcript has a single exon. NCBI's taxonomy places the organism in Eukaryota, Perkinsozoa, Perkinsida, Perkinsidae.
AACCGGAGUCUCACCGACGAGCUAGCACGCGUGCGCACAGAAUUAGAUAAAAUGAAGUUCGAUAAUGUACAGUUGAACCAGCAGGCAGCCGAUUUAGUGACAGAACGGGACAGUCUCUUGCGGAGGAUUUCCGCUGAGUCUCGCGACGAGCUCCUUAGUGGUGGAAGUCCCGACUCUGCUGCUGGCGUGGAAACCAACA